AUGACAUCAACCCUAGCAAAUAUGAGUUUCUCUGCUCCCACUUCAUCUUGCAGAAUGAACAAAAUUUCCAAUCUCAAAUUAACAACUUUGUCCGGAACAAGGAAUACAACUUUCUACAACAACGUAAAAGCUAUGGCAACAGGAGAUGAUUCAAGCUUGCAGAGGGCAAAGCUGCCACCAAAGAUGAAGUUGUCACAAGCUUCACCUAGUGUGUUGUUGAACCAGUUUCCAGUAGCUAGGGCACUGCAACAAAGGAUGGAAACAAUGGAUGGGAUUGUGGAAGAUCCAUUGGUGGGCAAUGACGGUUCCCGUAGGAUAGUUCUGGACAAUGAAUGUUCCCGUAGCAUAGUUCUGGAAAAUAACGAACAUGCUAGGAGAAAAAAUCCUUGGCUAAUAAAAGAAGGCCAAUAUGAUUACAAGGUUAGAUUUAACAUGCCUGGUAUGAACAAGAAUGAUGUUAAGGUAUGGAUUGAAGAGAAAGUGUUGGUUGUGAAAGCAGAAAAAAUAGCUACAGAGCAACAUGAAGGUCAACCAAAUGGCAGUGGAGAAUUUAGUGAAGAACAUGAAGAUUGGCCUGCCAAUAUCUAUGGUAGGUAUAAUCAUAGGAUUUCUCUUCCGGAUAAUGUUGAGUUUGAGAAAAUUGAGGCACAGGUUAAGAAUGGUGUUCUUUACAUAAGAAUUCCUAAAGCUAAAUCUAAUGCAAAAGUAAUUGGCAUAGAUGUUCAGUAA
Molecule: messenger RNA, 729 nt
Organism: Lathyrus sativus (Indian pea)
Lineage: Eukaryota; Viridiplantae; Streptophyta; Magnoliopsida; Fabales; Fabaceae
Source: the annotation of a GenBank genome assembly